AUGGCAGUUUGCGAUGAAUUUCAAUCGGAUGCAGAUGGAACAACAACACCAUUAAGCAAUUUAAUAACAACUCCACAGCAGUCAGGUGAAGUGGUCGAUGAUAUAUUCACUUGCUGCACGACACAACAUGAUUGCGUACAACUCUUAGAACUUUCUCCUUUCUCGCAUUUAUGGUUGACCAGGGAGGACAAGCAACAACCUUCCUUAUACAGAUUUAUCGGAAAUAUUCCACAAACGCCAGUUUCUCAAAAUCUUCUUUAUGAGGUUGAAUAA
This is a messenger RNA of Clunio marinus, 273 nucleotides long. Lineage: Eukaryota; Metazoa; Arthropoda; Insecta; Diptera; Chironomidae. The record is from the annotation of a GenBank genome assembly.